CGAAACACCAGCAGGUCGAAUUUUCUUAAAAUUCUAUCAUUAAUUUUCUGGCAUUUUUUCGAACAGUCCUUCCUUGGUAUGUCUCAGCAAGCAGGCUACUCGCCCAGCUUCAAGCGACCGGCGGAAAUCAUGCGAAUGAGGCGGAAAAGAGCCCGAAGCGAUGCCGGUGUCUUCUCCAGCCCGAGCGGGCAGGACUCCUCCAGGAGUCCUGGACAGAGCGGCUCAUCUCCUGCGUGUGUCCGGCCUUUCUCCCCGGGGCCGCUAUUCAACCCUCAGAACUGCUCCGGAGGCGGGAUAAAACGCAGAAACCCCUUCGCAAACAUUGAAAAUACAUACAGCCCCAAAAAGAAGUUUCUGAUUCAUAACGACGACGGGAAUGCUGAAGCUACCAACAGUGACCGGAUAAAGAGACCAACAGAGAAGGGGGGAGAGGCGGACAUGUCAACAACGACAGACUGUCAAGGAGUUUUAUCUUUUAGCGCCAGUUUGACCGAGGCUGAAAAACAGGAACACCGAGAUAUCUCCAGCAAGAAGAGCCUCACUUUCUCUGAAGAUGACUCGCUGUUUGAGGAAGAGGAGGAAGACAUAAAAAGUCCCCUGCUGAAGAGUCCUCAGGCCAUCGCUCCUGCCUCUAUAGCUCCUCCCAUCUGCACGGAGUAUCCAGCAGACUGGAGCCUGAAGACCCGUCUCCUCUUCACCUCCCCGCUCUCACUGUCAUGGGCUGAACAGCCCAAAGCCCAGGAGGAAGCUCUGGGACUGAGCCAGCACUGCAGAGCUCAGUUCAGCACCCUGCCUCACAGUCUACAGGAUCCCAGGUCCUGCUCAGAGCUGCGCUGUGCCUUCCAGCAGAGUCUGGUCUACUGGCAGCACCCCUCCCUGCCCUGGCUCUCUCUGUUUCCCAGGAUCAAUGCAGAGAGGAGCUUCACAGGGAAGAGCACCCCCUGGGCGCAGGACGCAUCACUGCAGAAGAGUCUCAUGAGUGAAUGGUCGGUCAGUCUGUCAUCUCUCUACAGUCUCCUGAAGGCCAGACUCUGUCCUUACUUCUACCUCUGCUCCUAUCAGUUCACAGUGUUGUUCAGGGCAGCGGGUCUCGGUGGCUCCAGCACCAUCACAGCUUUGAUUUCUCCUACAACUCGGGGUCUCAGAGAGGCGAUGAAGGCUGAGGGUAUAGAGUUCAGUCUCCCUCUAGUGGAGGAGGAGAGGAAGAACAAGGACCAACACACACUGCACCAGGGAGAGGAGGAGGAGCACAGGAAGGGAGCGGAGGAGUGUUCUGAGCUGAAACAAGGUGUCGACUGUCAGGCAGCUGAUGAAGAGGAUGGAUGCGAUGAUGAUGAUGAUGACGGUGGCCUCUCCUGGCUGAAGGAGAUGGGAGUCCAGGACAAAAUCAAGAAGCCAGAUAGCAUCAGCAUACAGCUUCGUAAGGAGGGUCACACGGUGUGUCUGGACCAUAAACCUGAAUCGGUGGUGUGUGUGGAGGGGUCUCACACCUUCACCCUCAUCAACUUCCUCAUUAACUGUAAGAGGCUGGUGGCUGCAGCUGGUUCCCAGGCCGGGUUACCACCAACGCUGCUGGCCCCCAUUGCUUUCAGAGGAGCAGCAAUGCACACACUGAAGGCCCGCAGUGUGAACGUGAAGACCCAGGUUGGUUCUGUGUACCAGAACAUCAGCAGUCUAGAGAUCACAGGACCUGUCCUCCCCUCCUCCCUCCAUGCCAUCACCGCCCUCCUCCGUCCGUCACAGAAAGGAAACUUCUCAGCCACUCUGUACACACACACCCCGACUGCUGUCAUGAACAUAGGCAACAUCAGGCCACAGUGCACUACCUCCUCUGUGGACCUGUCCGACUGUGGGCUCCACCCUGCCUCCAUCCAGCAGCUGCAGCAGCCCUCCAGCCUGGGGAAGAGCUCUCUGACUCACAUCAACAUGAAUAACUACAGCUAUACCUGGAAGAACUGAAGGGAAGAAGCAAAAAGUCUGUUCUGUUGUUUUAGCCUGUGGAGAUUGAUCCUGAAGAGCUGCUGAUGGAAGCUUCU
Molecule: messenger RNA, 2036 nt
Organism: Seriola dumerili (greater amberjack)
Lineage: Eukaryota; Metazoa; Chordata; Actinopteri; Carangiformes; Carangidae
Gene: donson
Product: downstream neighbor of SON
Exons: 12
Coding region: 79-1959 (626 amino acids)
Biological process (GO): nuclear DNA replication
Cellular component (GO): nucleus
Source: RefSeq, a predicted model, not a curated record